This is a messenger RNA of Naegleria fowleri, 2463 nucleotides long. RefSeq lists its product as uncharacterized. The coding region runs from base 1 to 2463 and encodes 820 amino acids. Lineage: Eukaryota; Heterolobosea; Eutetramitea; Acrasida; Naegleriidae. Gene Ontology annotation, biological process: activation of GTPase activity; signal transduction. The record is from RefSeq and is a predicted model, not a curated record. The transcript has 2 exons. Gene Ontology annotation, molecular function: GTPase activator activity; protein binding.
AUGAAGAAAUUAUUUAGCGGAAGUAGUAAAAAGACAAGUGGCAACACAUCAACCAAUACAUCCAUUUCUUCUUCAACCUCUGAUCUCUCUUCGGGUGGUGUUGUCCAACAAACAUCUUCACCUCAAGGUCAAACCCCAACCGUUUCAGAGCCUAGGGACACCAUUGUGACAGGAACUUCGGGUACCAUUAAAGAUGUAGUGGCACUCAUGUCUUCUUCGACACCAGCAGUCAUUCAAACCAAUAUUUCUGCAAGUAGUAGUAGUGGUAAUUCGAUUGGAAGUAGCAAUAUUGGAGGUACAGCUCCAUCUGCAAAUCUGUAUUACAACAUUGUGAGUGCAAACCAUGUGGUGAAUAGUCCUGUAAAAUUUGAACAACAAGUCGAAGCCAAAGUACAAGAAGUUGAAGCUACUCAUAUUCACUAUAAAGCUUGUCAAAAUGGUUUCAAAGGUCUCUUGAAUGAGUCCACGGAAUUAGGACGAACUGAAGAGUUGAUGGGUCAACAAUUGGUCAAUUUUUCACACAAAUUGCAAGCAGGAGAUAUUCAUGCAAGACAUUUGAAAGUUUUGGCAGAACAAUUUGGAGAAAGUUUUAAAAUCUUUUCAAGUGCCAGAAAUAUUUUGAAUCGAGCGGUUGAGGAAAAAUAUCUUAAAGAGCUCGCAGAAGUUCAAAACGACAACAAAUUACAAGAAGCAAAAGAAAACAACUUUUUAGAAGCAGAAUCGGACUAUCAGAAACAAUUAAGAAAUAUUAAAUAUUUCUUGGCAUUACUAGAGAUGAAAGAUGCAUUUGUGGAAUAUUAUGAAAAUUGUAAUAAGGCCUUAAAGUCUAUGGAAAAACAUAUUGACACAGCCAUUAAGCAACAAUUCGAGAAUGGAGUAUUCAGUUUUUCGGCACCUACUUCCAACAUGAACAAUUCCACUCAUGCACUCACACCCAAGUCCAAUCAAAUAUGCACACAAUUCACUCUUGAACACAUCAUUUCACAAAAUAUGCCAAGUCGAUCUGAUGAAUCAACUCUCUUUGGUGUUGAAUUGAGAGAAGUUUUGAGGAGAUUUGGUGAACCUUUUGGAAUUCCAAAGAAAAUCAAACAACUCAUUGAUUAUAUUGAGAAAAAUUAUUUAGAAAAUGAAGGUUUGUUCCGUGUUCCUGGUCACACCAAGGGAAUGGAAGACAUGGCAGAAAAACUCAACACAAGUGAAAUUGUAGAUCUUGAUCAAAUUGAGCUUGUGAACAAACCACAUACUCUUUGUGGUGUUUUGAAAAAGUAUGCAAGAGAACUGCCACAACCUUUAUUAACAUUUGAAUUGUAUGAUGACUUUAUUGCUGUUGCCAAGCUUCCAGCAACGAAUAACGAACUAAAACAAAAACAAAGGGAAGAACUCAAAGUGCUUGUCAACAAACUCCCUAUUGAAAACUAUAAUCUUCUUGGACGGCUUUGUCAAUUAUUCCGUAAAAUCACUCUCAAUGAGGAAAAGACAAAAAUGAAUGCCAGUAACAUUAGCAGAAGUUUUGGAACCAAUUUAAUGAGAACAAAAGUUCAAGACGAUCAACGAAUGCUCGUCGAUUUGGAAAAGAUUAAUCUCGUUUGUGAACUCCUUGUGCAAUAUUGUGAUGAAUUGUUUCCAGGAGAUUUAGACAGCAGACAAGCACAAGGAAAACGAUUAAGCGAAGAAGAAAUUGAAGAAUGGAGAAGACUAAAAUCAGGAGGUGGUGUCGCCAGUACUUCAAAGAAUGGAACCAUUUCAUCCGUAUCCUCCAUAGAAGUUCACAAUCAUCAUCAGCAUGGACAUGAGGAUGUUGAAACCGAUGAAUCAUCCAUAAACUCUCCGAGAAUGCCCUCACUCAAGAGAACACAAUCUCAAACGAGCAAGUUUGCAAACUUCUCUAGCAAUGACACACCAGGUGAUUCUUCUGGUGGAGCACCUUUAGUGUCCAGUCUGCUCUCAAAGAGAAGUUUCACAUUGAAAGCCAAUGAAAAUGUUGAAGUUCAAAGUAACUCUUCACAACGACAAAGUCUCAAAGGAUGGAUUGAAGUUCUUGACAAGACAAGAGGUAAAUUCUAUUACUUUAAUCCUGCCACUGGUGAAACUUCUUGGAAACAUCCCACUCACAACAAGAAGAAGGGUGUGAUCAAAGAUGACAAUGGAAAACUGACGAGUAUGGUCGAUUCUCGUGACUCUGUUAUCGAUUCAACUGAUGAAUCUCACAUGGAAUCUGUGAAAUUAAUCAUGAACUGUUCUGGAAAAGUAGAACAAGGUAAUUUAACGGAAAUUCAAGAAUUUUUGAAACAACACGUUCUGACCAGUCAUCUCGAAGCAGCAGAAAAGAUUUCAGAAAUACUUUCUGCUGCACCAUUUUCAUGGAUAAUUUCAGAACCUAAUCAUUCAAGUAAUACGUUCACAAUAGAACAAUUAGAAAUAUUUAACACUAAGUUACAAGUGUUAUCCAAAAACUAUUUGUAA